AUGGCUUGCAGCUGCCGCACUGCUGCUUUGCGCAUAUUCGUCAGGGGAUUUACUCAACUGCACAUCGCCGAAAAGGGCCCAGGUGCAGUCGCAUCAUCUGUUUGGCAGCAGCAAAAAACAGUCACAGCUCCGCGGGUUACCUACCGCAACCUGCAUUACACCACAGCAUGCCGUAACAACACCGCCGCAGCCGCCGCCGAGACAUUGCCAACACCGGAGAACACGACAGGCCCGGAACAGCGCCAGCAGAAUGAGGAUGCCGCCGGUAAUGCGGCGAGUUUAGAGUCGGCGUCACUUGCGGAACUGACGCCCGAAGCUAUCGAUGCGCUUGCCUCCGAGAUCACAGCGUCUCGAGAUGUCUCAGAUCGACAGCCCUGUCAGAGCGAGCAGGUAGCGAAAGCGUCCAAGAAGUCACGAACUGUCACACCUGCGUCAGCAGAACCUGAAGCCCGACUUCCUCGGAAGGUCAGGAGACUGUUGCAGUUCGGUCCGGGUGAUACACCGCCGCAGAUAGAGGAGACCCCGCAGGAGAGAAAAAAGAGAAGGCUUGAGACUGCGAAGGUCAAGGCCAAGAAAGACACGAAGAGUGACAAGCAAAAAUUGAAAGAGGCAGAUGGCAAGAAGCAGACAAGAGGCUCGGCCGAAGAGCCAAAACCCAAGAAGGAACCUUGGAUGGUCCAAAAGGAUGCGCUUGAAAAGAAGUUUGGUGAUCAAGGUUGGCGGCCGCAGAAGAAGCUGUCACCAGACGCCAUUCAAGGAAUCAGGGCACUGCAUAAACAAUUUCCGGAUCUCUACACUACACCGGUGCUCGCGGAGCGCUUCGAGGUGUCGCCCGAGGCUAUCCGACGCAUACUGAAAUCCAACUGGACGCCUUCAGCAGAGGAGGAGGAGGACCGGCAGCAGCGCUGGUUCAAGCGGGGCAAGCAAAUCUGGGAGCAGAAGGCUCAGCAGGGUACGAAGCCGCCCAAAAAGUGGCGCGAAGAGGGCAUUAAGACCAACUGGGACGCCAAGCGCGAGUUUGUCAAGAGAAAGAUGGAGCUUCGCCGGAGGGAUAUGGAAGAGGAAGACCUUCCACCACCCAGGAGGUUCAACAACCGGCCUCAUCAACAUGGACCUCAUAAUCGCAAGAAAUCUACUGAUCAGCCAUCACAGGCUCGGCGUCGAAGUGGUGGGCCGAGGAGACUCGGAGGUGUAGGCGGAAGCGGUAGAAGGGAGGAUUGA
Molecule: messenger RNA, 1221 nt
Organism: Pyricularia pennisetigena
Lineage: Eukaryota; Fungi; Ascomycota; Sordariomycetes; Magnaporthales; Pyriculariaceae
Exons: 1
Coding region: 1-1221 (406 amino acids)
Cellular component (GO): nucleus
Source: RefSeq, a predicted model, not a curated record